This is a messenger RNA of Xyrauchen texanus (razorback sucker), 3309 nucleotides long. It is a transcript of the gene lekr1, whose product is annotated as leucine, glutamate and lysine rich 1. The coding region runs from base 320 to 2368 and encodes 682 amino acids. The record is from RefSeq and is a predicted model, not a curated record. The transcript has 13 exons. NCBI's taxonomy places the organism in Eukaryota, Metazoa, Chordata, Actinopteri, Cypriniformes, Catostomidae.
AAUCCAAAAAUAGCCAUUCCGAGCAGAAAGAGCACGAGAAUAGAUCCUGACUGCCCGGACGUUGCUUGUUUUCCAGGGUUUAGCAUAGACAGAGGCUCAUAAGGUCGGGGAUUCGAGGAUUUUCUCUGACAAUCUGCAAAUGCGGAUAAACCAUCACGAAGGCAGACAGAGUGGUCACUUGAUCUGCAUUAAUAGACAUGAUCACUAUUCAUCGACGGCACGCAACGAAGACGACAUAUUCUCAAGGAAUUGAAUAGACUGACGUGACAGUUUCAAGGCAGGAUCCCGGAAUAAAUAUAUUUCUCUCAGAAAGGAGGAAAUGCCAAGGGAGACAUCCGAUAAAGAGGAGAUGGAGAUACACAUUCCCUCAUACCCUUUACCAGUGGAAAUAGAGCAGAUGGAUCGCUCCGAGAAGGCCUGUCGUUACUGUGGUGUAAGUUAUUUGAUCCUGCAUGAGUUCCAGUGUCUACAGAAGCGUCUGCAGGAAGUGGAAAAAGAGCUGGAGAAGGAGAGAGGCAGUGUGGAGAGAGAGAGAACAGUGAGAGAGGAGCUCCAGCAAGCCAAUUCUCAUCUGGAGAAGCUGAAAGCAACUAUACUUCAACAGGCGGAAAUCACAAGGGCCCUUGACCUGCAGCUGUGCAUGGCCAGGCGUGAGAUGGAGAGCGUGAGGACAGAGAGAAAGAGAUUGUGUACAGAGCUGGAAAACGAGUGUGCUCGCCAACUGCUCCUCAGGUCCAGGUGUAUGCAGCAGCAGUGUGUUCUCAGGGAGGCUCUGGCGCUGCUGCAGUGGUCUCGUGGGGAGAUGACAACUGUUAAGAGCCAGUUAAUUCACUUCCUGGAGAACUGGGAAAACAGCAAAACACUGAUACAGCAGAGUUGCAUCAGUGCUGACGCAGAGCAUGCUCGCCUGCAACAGGAAGUGGGUGGGCUGGAAGCGGAGUUGGUGAGGCUGCAUGGGGAUGUGCUCAACUUAAAGGCAUGUCUGGAUGAAGCAAGAGAACAGAUGCUGCAGUUGGAGAACCAGGUCCAGACCAAGAAACUUCUGCAGAUCCAAAACCAAGAAGCCCAUUCUCUCAUACAGGGCCUAAAGGAAGAGAUGAAGACUCUUAAAAUAGAUCUUCAGAAAAGCCUGCAUGAAAGAGAGAAUGUGAAGAUACUUCUGAAGACAAAGUCUGCAGGGAUGGAGGAACUGCGAGCAUUGUGGAUGCAGCAGAGUGGUGAAAUGAAGGCCACCAUUCAGAGGCUGUCCCAAGACCAGAAGGAGAAGGAGGAGAGAUGGUUGUCAUGUCAACAGCGAUGCGAGUCCCUGCAGGAGCAGCUGUUGGCAUGGCAACAGAAAGAGGAGGAGGUGACCCGGAGACUGAAAUGGACAGAGGGCGAGAUGAAGGACCUGAGAGCAGCCCGAUCCACUCUACAGCAGGAGAGGGAAGAUUUGAGGUGGACUCAUGUGGGAGAGCUGGAGAGAUUGGAGGAGACCUUCAGAAUACGGCUAAAGGCUGCACAGGAGCACAGCUCAAAGUUGGAGACCUGUCUCCAUCAGCAACAGGCUGAACAGGAGAAUCAGCUGGUACUAAAAGAGACUGAGUUAAGAAGAGAAGCAGAUAUAGAAUUGGACAUCCAAAGGCAAAAAAACCAGGAGCUGGCUGACAAAUAUCAGACUGAAAAUAAGCAACUUCAAAAGAAGUUUCAAGCUCUGGUGCAUUCAGCCACACAGGAGCUACAUGAGGAGUUGGCAUUGCUGCAGGAGCACAUUAAACAGCAGAAUGAGGAGACACAGCAUAUCCGUGAGAGCACCUCCCAGAGGGAGAAGCACCUACUGCAGGAGCGGAGAACAGGAGAGGCACAGCUGCAGUCUGCCCUGCAGGAUUUGCUGCAGAGGACACAGGAGCUGCACAAGGCACAGAGAAACAUAGAGCAGCUCAGAAAAGAUAGAGACACCCUAGAGGAAGAGAAGUCUCUGCUUGAGGAGACUGUAAGGCGUGAGUGUGAGGAGAGGGCAGAACUGACCUCAGCACUGACCCUGGCCAAAGAACAGCUGCUGGAACUCAAACAGUCGACAUCGAAAGCCUACGAAACCCAGACACACACCCGUCUGUCUAGAUCUACAGUCAUGCACCCUGGCUUCCUCAACCCCACGCUUCAUCCUCCCACACACAACCGCAGCAGCCAGUCCACUCAGGGCAGCAUACAUAAAGGUUUGGCUGAAUGGCAUUCUGGCAGUGUGGGCAGAAAUGUGGCAUCCUGGCAUGGAACAACACGGCCUGCACCCACUCUGCCCAAAAUCAACAAAGACAGAGUCAUGCAAAAGCAUUUCCAAGCUAAUGGGAAUAAAGGACAAACUCUGAUCCUCCCAAUAAAGACCCCCUGAUUAUUCAGUAUGCUUCUAGAAUAACACAUUACACCACCCCUACUUUUUACCACACAAUGGUUGCCUUGAUAAAACGAUAACUACCACACAGCAAACAUUCAAAAGGUCUGUCUCAAAUAUACUUGCCCACAUACUCUAAUGCAGGGCUACUCAACUUCGUAAAGUUCAUGGGGCGCAAAGCUGGAUCCUUGUACCCUCAAGGGCUGCACUCUUAAUUUUUUAUGAUUGAAAUAUAUAUAUAUAUAUAUAUUUUUAUAGUAAAAAUGUUGGAAUGUUAGCGAAAGGGAUAGCUCACCUAAAAAUUAAUAUUUUUAGAAGAAUAUUUUAGCUCUGUAGGUCCAUACAAUGCAAGUGAAUGGUGACUAGACCUUUGAAGCUUCAGAUAUCACAUAAAGGAAGCAAAAAAAAUUAUCCAUAUUCCAUGCAUCUUCAGAAGCGAUAUAAUAGGUGUGGGUGAGAAACAUCAAUAUUUAAGUCCUUUGCUAUAAAUCUCCAGUUUCACUUUCACAUUCUAAAAAAGGAUUGAAAUAUUGAUCUGUUUCUCACCCAAAGUUAUUGCAUCACUUCAGAAGACAUAUUAAACCACUGGAGCCAUUUGGAUUAUUUUUUUGGUUCCUUUAUGUUAUUUUUGGAGCUUCGAAGGUCUGAUCAUUGUAUGGACCUACAGAGCUGAAAUAUUCUUAUAAUAUUCACUGUUUGUGAUCAGUAGAAGAAAGACAAUCAUACACAUCUGGGAUGGCAUGAGGCUGAGUAAAUGAUGAGAGAAUUUUCAUUUUUGGGUGAACUAUCCCCUUUCAUAGGAUAUAUAGCAGAUGAGUUUACCCCUCUACUGCAUCACGCUAUCAGCAGCACAUGAUGAGCAGUGGUCAUCAGCGGCACAAAUGGUUUUGUCUGUAAUAAUGUUUGGCUCUCCAUCAAGUUCAUAACUAAAUAAAACAGGA